Molecule: messenger RNA, 315 nt
Organism: Funneliformis geosporum
Lineage: Eukaryota; Fungi; Glomeromycota; Glomeromycetes; Glomerales; Glomeraceae
Source: the annotation of a GenBank genome assembly
AUGUGUGGUGUUACUGGAGAUACUAAUGCAUAUCUCUCUUCACCGCUUAGUAAUCCCUACUAUUAUAUUUAUCAGUUAUCAAGUAAAGCUUAUGUCAUAGGGGCAAAUACUUCAUUAGGUGUUAUUGGUAAAGUAGCUACAUAUUUUUGGAUUGAUGGUAAUUUUGUUCAAAUGGAUAAAUAUUUACUAUUAUUGCUAGCAAUUAUGGGUCAUGUUUAUGAAGAUGCAACAGCUAAAUGUAAACAAGCUAUAUUAAAAUAUAUAGUAAUACAAAUAUCAGAUUAUUAUGAUUUAGAACAUCACUUUGAUUUUUAG